Messenger RNA from Heterocephalus glaber (naked mole-rat), 3361 nucleotides. RefSeq names its product synapse differentiation inducing 1 like (gene Syndig1l). Gene Ontology annotation, cellular component: membrane; intracellular membrane-bounded organelle. The record is from RefSeq and is a predicted model, not a curated record. NCBI's taxonomy places the organism in Eukaryota, Metazoa, Chordata, Mammalia, Rodentia, Bathyergidae.
GGGGCGCGGGGCCCGGAGCAGGGGAGCCCUCCGGGGAGCCCCACCAGGGCCGCGAGGCGGGGGCGCCGUCUCUCGCCGCCCCAUGACUGGUCCCCGAGCCCGGCGGAGGAGGCGGGACCGUCCGCAGCGGGACAGGUUCUGUGAGAAUUGCUCAGCUGGCCCAGGCUCACCUCCUCAGCAGCUGUCCCCAGAACCAUGGAGAGCCUGAGUGAACUACAGAACCCUCUGCUGUCCAGGAGCCCUGGCCCCCUCCAUGGUCCCUAUUCCUACCCCGAGACCCCACCCGGCUGGUCCUGCCAGGAGAAGCUCUACUCCUACCUCCUGAGUGGUGCUGGCCCUGCACACACCCACCAGCUCCUGGACCCAGGGUCCCUGCAGCUGGCUGUGGAGGCCUGGUACCGGCCCAGCUGCCUAUUGGGGAAGGACAAAGUCAAGGAGCCUGGGGCAGGCAGCUGUGAGACCAGCUUUACGGAGGCCAGGGAGCCCCUAGCAGGACCCACAGAGCAGUGCACAGAACCUACCCAAGCUAAGGAGGAUGUCACCAUCCAGACUGUGUCCUACGGGGUUCAAGAGGAGCUGCAGGGCCAGGAGGAUGACCAGGAGGAGGAGAGUGAUGCAACAUCCACAGAGAGUGAAAGUGAAGACAACUUUCUCACGCUGCCCCCCAGGGACCACCUGGGUCUCACCCUCUUCUCCAUGCUCUGCUGCUUCUGGCCACUGGGCAUCGCUGCCUUCUACUUCUCCCAGGGGACCAGCAAGGCCAUCUCCAAAGGAGACUUCCGCCUGGCCAGCACCACCUCCCGCCGGGCCCUCUUUCUGGCUACACUCUCCAUAGCAGUGGGGGCCGGUCUCUAUGUGGCUGUGGUAGUGGCUCUGGCAGCUUACAUGUCCCAGAAUGGCCAUGGCUAGCAGCUGCUGAUAUGGCCUGCAUCCUGAUUGCCCUAGGCUACUGGAGAAGCGGUGGGGCUUGGGGCUGCAGACUCCAUGGAGCAUGCUAGGCCCUGGAGAAAACCCAUGGGAGUGGCUUGUCAGGGGUCAGGGCUCCCAGCCUGCAGCCUGCAGAGCUCAACCUUCCCUUCUUCUCAACAGAGCAAACCAGGGGCACCACUCUCUGACCCAGGCUACAGAGUGGAAGCAGGAGAGACAGGGCUGCCCACCAGGCCAUUCUACAGCGCCUAGCCCAGCCUGUUCUGGCCAGUCCUUACAGGGGCUCCCACCCUGUCAGUAGCCCACUACCCACUUUCUCCCUAGAGAAAGAGCAGGAGGUUCCAGGAAAGGAGAGAGGUGCCAGUGGGUAGAGCUUUGCCCCAGCCCUUCCACCCAUAAGGUCUUCAUCUGGAGACAGUCUGAACAGUUCAGCUCUACUCUCUGACCCCGUGAUGCCCAUGGUGCCCAAAGCCAGCCAGUCAGGAAGGAAAUACACUGAGACACAUGCAUCUCUGCUCUUUCCGAUUCUAGGGGCUGCUUAUCUCCCCUGUGGGCAGGUAACAUAGAUCCUUGAUAGAGAAGAGGAGUCUCAGUAUGUAAACUCUGCAUCAAGGAGGGCAGGUUCCUGGGGCUCCCCUGGGGGGGAAUAAAGGGCAGUGAUGACAGAGGUCAGAGGGCCCUGAAUCCUGCUGGGGCCUCAUGGGCCCCCCCACCCCCACAUCCUUUCUGGCCUCUGCCCUGGAGCCCUACGCUGGUGCCCACCUACCCCAGGGAGACUGAGAGUGCCAGCAGCCCUGAACCACUGAACAGAUGCAGGGCCUAGGUCCAGCCCUGUGGGAAAGGCAGUGAACAGAGUCUGAGGGGAAGGAAACAGGCAGCUUAGGCUGCCUGCCAGAGGAGGUGUCCCCUGAUCAUGGCCUAGAAGAAUGAGUGGGAUCCAUUUACAGGAUUUGUUUCCACACAACCCCUUGUGUUGGUAGGCAGAGCAGGAGGCAAGGGCCUCCUGGGUUGGGGGGGGGGCGGUCCAAGCUAUUUGGAUUCUGCCUGGAGCAUCCAGGAUGGAGCAAAAUUACAGCCACUUAUGAGUGCUCCACCAACACAAGGAGGAAGGUAGAGCCUGAGUCUCAAAGUCAGUAAUGUUUUCCAUCUCUGAACGUUUGGGGGUUGGUGAUAGCAAUUGACCAGCCCUGGGGCUUCUCCACUCAGGUCUGCUCACAGCCCCACAGCCUUAAGGCAACGUCAAGAACUUUAGUGACAUCAGGCAGGCAGCAAGUGAGAAGGCAGGCCUGUUGGGGCCCAAGCCACAGGACCCCAUUGUGCAUCAUUUGGGGGACCUGGUCAUUCCCAUGCCCCAUCCAGAUAGGGCCAUGGCUCCACCACUGACCAUGCCUUGUCCCGUGCCCUCCCCUAACUCCAACAUUGCCCAACCCUCUGCUCGAUGCAUCACUGGCACUUUUAACACCCCUUGUUGUAUUUAUUUAUCCUGGUAAUAAACUUUUCUGUAACACUUGGUGCCCUCUGGGCCUCUUGCUGACCUUGCCUGCCCACCUUUGCCUGGGUCCCAUUACUGACCCAGUUCUCCAAUACUGACCUCCAUCACCGGUCUGCUGCCCCUGACCCAGCAGCCUGCAUAUGGGCCUCUAGGAGAAGUGUCCAGAGCCUACGCUGCCCCACACUCCUCCAUGCUCCUCGGCUUAGUCACCUGGAUUCUUAUCUCCCCUGUGGCUUGCUCUUGACUUCAUGCAGGACUAGGCAGGAUGCAUACCCUGAGGGGGAAAAAAAUCCUUCCGAGGCUCUUUGGCCUAGGUAGGAAAGGUGUGUGAAAGAUCAGUCUUUGGAUGUGGGCCACCCAGAAAGGGGAUGUGACCAUGGGUGAGGCAGGGUUUUUUAGCUGAGUUCCCCAAGGGACCUUAUCCUGAAGACUGCUGCCAGGACUUGCAGCAGCAGGAGAGCCAUUCACUUUUCCUGAAGGGCGCUGGGUGCCACCUCACCACACUGACCACAUCUGCCACCCAGCAGCGAAGAUGACUCAGUGUCCACUCAGGUGCCCCCUGCCCUCCCUUCUACAUACUGACAGUGCUUACAGGGAACUCUGUGACACAUGGCAGGAGGCAGGACAAGCUGAAAAUGCUGGAAAGGCGACUCAGGAGGCUUCAGCCAACCACUGAUGGGACUCAAUGUAUAAAGAGCCUCCACAUCUUGCCCCUUGGAUGGGAGAGGACUAGUUGUACUCCACACUGGUUCCCAGGGGCCCCCGGUGGGAGUGAACAUCAGCGCCCACAGCAGCCAUCUGCUUGGCAGCCUGGCCCCCCCAGCUACCUUCUCUCUGUAGUCUUCCCCAUUCCUAGGGACCACUCUCCAAUAAUCUCCCUGCAAUUGAGUCCUUGUCUCACAGUUGGCUUCUGGGGAACCCACACCCAAGCACACACUUGCA